AUGAGCCAAUUCGCCUUCGAUAUCCAGCCAGUGAACCGAUUUGUCGGUUCAAAUACCACUAUUCGACGGCCUAAAGAAAUCACUUGCUUCUCUUAUGAUUCUAACCGCCAGUUCUCACUGGGAGAAUCAUCCCUGCAGUACUAUUACCCGCCUAGCUUGCCAGCUGAUCUGAAUCUUGGAUUCAACACGUUUCAAAAGCUCAAUGACGCUGGAGAUGAGCAUCUAGAUGCAUUGCUAGAUACCAUUACUGCUUUAGAGAAAGAAACAAAAAAGAAAUGCGAAGCCGAUGUUAUCACCUGGCGCGGAAUGAUGACCAAGAUAUUAGCAGCUCCUUAUGAUGUGAUGAAUGGCUUUGAAAUGAACGCGACAUGUUUCCAGGGUACAAUCUUCAUCGAAGAGAACAACGCGUACAAGAACGAACAGAAAGAGAUCCAGCGAAAUCAAAAAAUGCCACCAGGCAUGGCAUCACAGGAGAUGAUGAUGUACUGGGGUUAUAAAUUCGAGGUCUUAUCUGUUCUUCCCCGACCAUGGGAUCCGACAACCCGUGAAGAAAUCGAGGCCCGGCCAAAUCAGGUCGUCAAUAACAGUGCACAGUAUUGCUCAGUGGUCAAGACCGGAAUUGGAAAUACCCGCAUGAUCCUUGGAGGUGAAGUCGAUGCCGUGUGGGACUGUAAACCAGAGAGGAAGGAGGAUCCUAUUCAUUGGGUCGAGCUGAAGACAUCGGCCGAGAUCCGUAACGAGCGGGACAUGCUCAAAUAUGAGCGAAAGCUGUUGAAAUUCUGGGCGCAAUCCUUCUUACUCGGUGUACCCACAAUCAUCGUUGGCUUCCGAGAUCAGGAUGGCAUCUUGCGUCGCUUAGAAGAGCUAGAUACAGCCAGUAUUCCAGGCAAGGUCAAAAAAAUUGGGAGAGGUUCCUGGGAUGGAAACAUCUGUAUCAACUUUGCUGCUGCAUUUUUGGACUGGCUCAAGCAAACUAUUCAACAGGAUGGGAUUUGGAGAAUUCGGAAACGGGAGAAGUCUUCAGUCAUUGAAGUGUUCAAGGUUGAAGAGUCAGGCCAUGGUGAUAUACUUUCACCAGCAUUCACAGCCUGGCGAUCAACCAUGUAA
Messenger RNA from Penicillium odoratum, 1107 nucleotides. Its product is annotated as DXO/RAI1 family decapping nuclease. The coding region runs from base 1 to 1107 and encodes 368 amino acids. The transcript has 9 exons. The record is from RefSeq and is a predicted model, not a curated record. Gene Ontology annotation, biological process: nuclear-transcribed mRNA catabolic process; NAD-cap decapping. Gene Ontology annotation, cellular component: nucleus; cytosol. Gene Ontology annotation, molecular function: mRNA 5'-diphosphatase activity. Lineage: Eukaryota; Fungi; Ascomycota; Eurotiomycetes; Eurotiales; Aspergillaceae.